CUCGUCCGGCUCCCAUCCUACUUCCUCAACCCCGGAGCUCAGUGCAGCUUGGGUGGGUCUCGACAGCGGCGGUGGUAGUGACAGUGGCGGAGACCCAGCCGGAAAUCGCGAUGGCGAUGUCAGACAGUGGGGCGAGCCGUCUGAGGCGGCAACUGGAGUCGGGGGGCUUUGAGGCCCAGUUGUACGUGAAGCAGCUUUCUCAGCAGUCAGACGGGGACCGGGACCUCCAGGAGCACCGACAGCGCAUCCAGGCGCUGGCCGAGGAGACGGCGCAGAACCUAAAACGUAACGUCUACCAGAACUACCGGCAGUUCAUAGAGACGGCCCGCGAGAUCUCCUACCUGGAGAGCGAGAUGUACCAGCUCAGCCACCUGCUGACUGAGCAGAAGAGCAGCCUGGAGAGCAUCCCGCUUACCCUGCUGCCCGCCGCCGCCGCUGCCGCCGGGGCCGCUGCUGCCUCAGGCGGGGAGGAGGGAGGAGGCGGUCCGGGGGGCCGAGACCACCUCCGAGGCCAGGUUGGCUUUUUCCCCACCCCCGGGGGCGCCUCCCGCGACAGUUCUGGUCCGGGUGAGGAAGGAAAGUAUCGCACUCUCACCACCCUGCUUGAGAAGGUGGAAGGCUGCAGGCAUCUGCUGGAGACGCCGGGAAAGUACCUGGUGUACAACGGGGACCUAGUGGAAUACGAGGCGGACCACAUGGCCCAGUUGCAGCGGGUGCACGGCUUUCUUAUGAACGACAGUUUGUUGGUGGCCACCUGGUUGCCGCAGAGGAGAGGUAUGUAUCGUUACGAUGCUCUCUAUCCUCUAGAUCGUUUGGCAGUGAUCAAUGUCAAGGACAACCCGCCCAUGAAGGACAUGUUCAAACUGCUAAUGUUCCCUGAGAGCCGUAUUUUUCAGGCAGAAAAUGCUAAAAUCAAACGAGAAUGGCUGGAAGUGCUAGAAGAAACCAAGAGAGCCCUCAGUGAAAAAAGACGAAGGGAUCAGGAGGAAGCAGCGGCGCCUCGAGGGCCACCACAAGUGACUUCCAAGCCCAGUAACCCUUUCGAAGAUGAAGAAGAAAAAGAACCAGCUGUUCCUGAGGUAGAGGAAGAGACGGUGGACCUCUCGAUGGAAUGGAUCCAGGAGUUACCUGAAGACCUGGAUGUGUGUAUUGCCCAGAGGGACUUCGAAGGGGCUGUUGACCUACUGGAUAAACUGAACAUUUACCUGGAAGAUAAGCCCAGUCCACCUCCUGUAAAAGAACUAAGGGCCAAAGUGGAUGAGCGUGUUCGACAGCUCACUGAGGUACUAAUGUUCGAACUCUCCCCAGGUCGUUCCCUGAGAGGUGGUCCCAAGGCUACUCGCAGGGCAGUUUCUCAACUAAUCCGGCUGGGCCAGUGCACUAAGGCUUGUGAGCUGUUUUUGAGAAACAGGGCAGCAGCUGUUCAUACUGCAAUCCGUCAGCUUCGCAUUGAAGGUGCCACUUUACUCUAUAUUCAUAAACUGUGCCAUGUAUUCUUUACCAGUCUUCUCGAAACUGCGAGAGAAUUUGAGAUAGAUUUUGCAGGCACUGACAGCGGCUGCUACUCUGCCUUUGUGGUCUGGGCAAGAUCAGCCAUGGCCAUGUUUGUGGAUGCUUUUAGCAAGCAGGUGUUUGACAGUAAGGAGAGCCUUUCCACAGCAGCUGAGUGUGUAAAAGUGGCUAAAGAGCAUUGCCAGCAACUGGGUGAUAUUGGACUAGACCUCACCUUCAUCAUCCAUGCCCUUCUGGUGAAAGACAUCCAAGGGGCCUUGCACAGUUACAAAGAAAUCAUCAUUGAAGCCACUAAGCACCGAAACUCAGAAGAGAUGUGGAGGAGGAUGAACUUGAUGACUCCAGAAGCCCUGGGUAAGCUCAAAGAAGAGAUGAAAAGCUGUGGAGUAAGUACCUUUGAGCAGUACACAGGGGAUGACUGCUGGGUGAACCUAAGCUAUACAGUGGUUGCUUUCACCAAACAGACCAUGGGCUUCUUGGAAGAGGCGCUAAAGCUGUAUUUCCCCGAGUUGCACAUGGUACUUCUGGAGAGCCUGGUGGAAAUCAUUUUGGUUGCUGUCCAGCAUGUGGAUUAUAGUCUUCGGUGUGAGCAGGAUCCAGAGAAGAAGUCUUUUAUCAGACAGAAUGCAUCCUUUUUAUAUGAAACAGUCCUCCCUGUGGUGGAGAAAAGGUUUGAGGAAGGUGUGGGGAAGCCUGCCAAGCAACUCCAAGACCUGAGAAAUGCAUCUAGACUUAUUCGUGUGAAUCCUGAAAGUACAACAUCAGUGGUCUGAUUAUUUGGGUCUGUUUGUGUGUGUGUAUGUAUUCCUUAUAUAUUAUUUAUAUUUAUAUUACGUUGCAUUAGCU
Otolemur garnettii (small-eared galago) is the source of this 2358-nucleotide messenger RNA. It is a transcript of the gene EXOC8, whose product is annotated as exocyst complex component 8. The transcript has a single exon. The record is from RefSeq and is a predicted model, not a curated record. Lineage: Eukaryota; Metazoa; Chordata; Mammalia; Primates; Galagidae. Bases 111 to 2285 code for a protein of 724 amino acids. Gene Ontology annotation, cellular component: exocyst. Gene Ontology annotation, biological process: Golgi to plasma membrane transport; intracellular protein localization; exocytosis.